CGGGGGCGGGUCUGGGCAGGGGCGGGGCCGGCCGGGACCUGGAGGAGGAAGAGGGGCAGGUGCAGCUGGGAGCGGUGGAGCUGGCGGGAGGAGGGCGACAGCCGGGCCCCCACCCCGCCGGGACCCUUCCCUGCGUCCCCCCCUAACCCGGGUGGGGGCCGAUUGACUGUUUCCAGGCCCCCCGUGGGGCAGGGGCGCUGGAGAGCCCCGGGGUGGACCAUGGCGGUGAGAUUCCAGGUGGCAGACAUGGAGGAGCUGACCAUCUGGGAGCAGCACACGGCCACGGUCAGCAAGGACCCCCGCCGGGGCUUCGGGAUUGCCAUCUCUGGAGGCCGGGACAGGCCCAGUGGCUCUGUGGUCGUGUCGGACGUGGUGGCCGGGGGCCCGGCUGACGGCCGGCUGCGGACAGGGGACCAAAUCGUCAUGGUGAACGGGGUCUCCAUGGAGAACGUCACCUCCUCCUUUGCCAUUCAGAUACUCAAGACCUGCACGAGGAUGGCCAACAUCACGGUGAAGCGGCCUCGGAAGGUGCAGCUGCCCAGCGCCAGGGCCAGCCCCGCCGGCCGCCGGGGCUCGGGCGAGGAGGACGCGGACCAGGGCCGGGGCUACGAGGGCGGCUCGUCCAGCGGCUCCGGCCAGUCCUGGGGCGGGCGCUCGCGCAGGCCGAGGGCUGGCCGCCGGGGCCGGGCCAGCAGCCGCGGGCGCAGGAGCCCGGGCGGGGGCUCCGAGGCCGACGGGCUGGCCCUGGUGUCCGGCUUCAAGCGGCUGCCGCGGCAGGACGUGCUGAUGAAGCCGGUGAGGUCGGUGCUGGUGCGGAGGAGGGACAGCGAAGACUUCGGGGUCAAGCUGGGCAGUCAGAUCUUCAUCAAGCACAUCACGGACUCGGGCCUCGCCGCCCAGCACCGCGGGCUGCAGGAAGGGGACCUCAUCCUUCAGAUCAACGGGGUGUCCAGCGAGAACCUGUCCCUGAGCGACACGCGGCGGCUGAUCGAGCAGUCGGAGGGGAAGCUGAGCCUGUUGGUGCUGAGGGACCGAGGGCAGUUCCUGGUGAACAUCCCGCCGGCCGUCAGCGACAGCGACAGCUCCCUGCUGGAGGACAUCUCGGACCUCGGCUCGGAGCUGUCGCAGGCCCCGCCGUCCCACGUCCCCCCGCCACCCCCGCACGGGCAGAGGAGCCCAGAGGCCAGCGGGACCGACUCCACCGGAGAGAGCCCCCGGCCUCGGCGGGAAAGGUCACUGGAUUCUAGAACGGUCUCGGAACCAGACUCGCCCAGGGACCGCGACAUCCGCCGGGUGCCCAGCGGCCAGAGCCUGGAGGACCGUGGGUACAGCCCGGACACGCGGGUGGUCCGCUUCCCGAAGGGCGCCAGCGUGGGGCUGCGCCUGGCCGGUGGCAACGACGUGGGCAUCUUCGUGUCGGGCGUGCAGCCGGGCAGCGCGGCCGCCGGGGCGCGGGUCCAGGAGGGCGACCAGAUCCUGCAGGUGAACGGCACGCCCUUCCAGAACCUGACGCGGGAGGAGGCCGCGCAGUUCCUGCUGGCGCUGCCGCCGGGCGAGGACGUGGAGCUGGUGACCCAGCGCAAGCAGGACAUCUUCCAGAAGAUGGUGCAGUCGCGCGUGGGCGACUCCUUCUACAUCCGCACGCACUUCGAGCUGGAGCCCAGCCCCCCGUCCGGCCUGGGCUUCACCCGCGGCGACGUCUUCCACGUGCUGGACACGCUGUACCCGGGCUCCGGGCAGGGCCCAGCGCGAGGCGGGCACUGGCUGGCCGUGCGCAUGGGUCGCGACCUCCGGGAGCAGGAGCGGGGCGUCAUUCCCAACCAGAGCAGGGCGGAGCAGCUGGCCAGCCUCGAGGCCGCCCAGCGGGCCGUGGGGGCCGUGCCUGGCUCCUCGGCGGGCUCCAGCGCUCGGGCCGAGUUCUGGCGGCUGCGAGGGCUUCGCCGGGGCGCCAAGAGGACCACCCAGAGGAGCCGCGAGGACCUGUCGGCCCUGACCCGGCAGGGGCACUACCCGCCCUACGAGCGAGUGGUGCUUCGAGAAGCCAGCUUCAAGCGCCCAGUGGUGAUCCUUGGACCCGUGGCAGACAUCGCUAUGCAGAAGCUGACUGCUGAAAUGCCCGACCAAUUCGAAAUUGCAGAGAGCAUGUUGAGGAUAGACAGCCCCUCGAAGAUCAUCAAACUGGACACCGUGCGGGUGAUCGCAGAGAAAGACAAGCACGCGCUCCUGGACGUGACCCCGUCAGCGAUCGAGCGCCUCAACUACGUGCAGUACUACCCCAUCGUGGUGUUCUGCGCCCCCGAGAGCCGGGCGGCCCUCAAGGCGCUGCGCCAGUGGCUGGCGCCCGGCUCCCGCCGCAGCACGCGCCGCCUCUACGCGCAGGCCCAGAAACUGCGGAAGCACAGCGGCCACCUCUUCACAGCUUCGCCCCGCCAUGAACCCCUCGGCAACCUCUUCUGCACGGACGUGGACGAGCCGCCCGCCCCAGCCCUGGCCCGGUCCUCGGAGCCGGUGCAGGCGGACGAGCCCCAGAGCCCGAGGGAUCAUGGGACAGUCUCGGCUCGGGGCACCCAGGUGGGCGCCCGCCACCCCCAGGGUCAGUGGCGACAGGGCAGCAUGCGGACCUAUGAGCGAGAAGCCCUGAAGAAAAAGUUUACACGAGCCCGAGAAGUGGAGUCCUCCGACGAAGAUGGCUACGACUGGGGCCCGGCCACUGACCUGUGACCCCCGCCCCAGGCCGCCCGCUGGCCCGCCCUCCCCCGUCCUCCCUGGAGCCGGGACUUGGCUGCCCGUACAGAACCCACAACCUGCCUCCCUCCACCUGGUCGUUAAUAAAUAAGAGUAUUUUCGCA
Molecule: messenger RNA, 2849 nt
Organism: Microcebus murinus (gray mouse lemur)
Lineage: Eukaryota; Metazoa; Chordata; Mammalia; Primates; Cheirogaleidae
Source: RefSeq, a predicted model, not a curated record